CUACAUCGGCGCGCGGGGGGCGUGGCCGGCAGCGCCGCGGCUCAGGCCGUGCGGUGCGGAGCGGACGCGAGCGCUGCUGCGUUCCCCGGGCGGCGCCGCCGCCGAGCGGCCCCCGCGGCCCUAGUGCCCGCCUGCCGGAUCCCCGCCGCCCAGCCCAGGUUUGAGAUCUGCACAAGAACCAAGAUCAAGAACCAUGGCAUCCAUCCCAUCAAGCGGCUCGCUCAUGGCGACACACAACUACUACAGAAGACGCCUGAGCUCCACAUCCAGCAACAGCUCCUGCGGCAGCUCGGAAUAUUCUGGGGAGGUCAUCCCCCACCCUCCGGGUCUGCCCAAGUCUGACCCUGGCCACUGGUGGGCCAGCUUCUUCUUUGGGAAGACGACCCACUCGGCCAUGACAACCGUGUCAGAAUCCCCAGAGAGCUUGGGAGCACUGCAGGUGACAAUGGGACCAAUGGCUUGUGGCCUGGCGCCGGCCCCUGGAGCGGGACGGAGGCGCCACGCCAGUGAGCCCAGCUCUGGCCCCUCAGCCUGAGUGGAUCGACGGCUGCUCCCCAUGCCGGCGGGCACAUCCCCUUCCCCCCGUAGAGUAGGCAGGCUGCUCCGAGGCAAAGAUGCUGCUUUGUAAUACAAAAAAGCGUGCGGCAACCCCCUGAUGAUUCCCACACCAGCCUUUUUACUCUUUCUUAAUGCAGCUACGCCCUUUCUGCGCAGACUUGGUAACAGGUUUUAUUCACCUUGUACUUGUACAAUGUCAACUAAUAAAGUCAAGCAGCCUUUUCAAA
Molecule: messenger RNA, 785 nt
Organism: Cuculus canorus (common cuckoo)
Lineage: Eukaryota; Metazoa; Chordata; Aves; Cuculiformes; Cuculidae
Gene: PPDPF
Product: pancreatic progenitor cell differentiation and proliferation factor
Exons: 5
Coding region: 194-535 (113 amino acids)
Biological process (GO): cell differentiation; multicellular organism development
Source: RefSeq, a predicted model, not a curated record